Paramisgurnus dabryanus is the source of this 1536-nucleotide messenger RNA. RefSeq names its product sulfotransferase family 5A, member 1 (gene sult5a1). Lineage: Eukaryota; Metazoa; Chordata; Actinopteri; Cypriniformes; Cobitidae. Gene Ontology annotation, molecular function: sulfotransferase activity. The record is from RefSeq and is a predicted model, not a curated record.
AAACUUCAGACCGCUCUCUCUUCCUUUCGCAGACAAAUACAGAGUCAUGGCUCGACUAGACAUCACUGAAACCUUUCAAAACAUCAUGUUUCCUGGGCACAUGCACACUCAGGACUCCCUGAAUUAUGCUGUCAACUUCAAGUUUCAGGACACAGACACUGUCAUCGUCACCUACCCGAAAUCAGGAACCACAUGGAUGCAGGAAAUCAUCAGUUUGGUUUCGCGUAAAGGAGACCCAACUUUUUCUCAAUCUCAGCCUAACUGGGCCCGUGCUCCGUGGCUCGAGCAGUAUUACUGCCCUCAAGUCCUGCAAGCGUCUACAGGACCCCGAAUUAUUACUACGCACCUGCCGUACGACCUACUGGCACCAGCCUUAAGAGACUCUAAUGCAAAGGUCAUCUAUGUGGCUAGGAAUCCCAAAGACGUGGCUGUGUCCUAUUAUCACUUUCACAAGAUGGCAAACUUUCUGCCCGACCCAGCCACUUUCUCUGAGUUUCUGAGUGACUUCCUAAAGGGAACAGUGCAUUAUGGGUCUUGGUUCGAUCAUGUGAAGGGCUGGACCGGCCGUGCACAGAAUUUUCAGAACUUUCUUUACAUCACAUAUGAAGAAAUGUGGCAGGAUCUUCGUGGGUCUGUUGAGAAAGUAAGUCAUUUUCUUCAGUGUUCUUUGACUGAGGAAGAGCUGACCAAUGUUCAGAAACACUGUAGCUUCAGUUCAAUGAAGGAGAACCCUAUGGUGAACUACACACUCAUCCCACAAGAGAUCAUUGACCACAGCAGGGGCAAGUUCAUGAGAAAAGGUAAAAUCGGAGACUGGAAAAAUAAUUUCACUGAGGAACAGAGUGACCACUUUGAUGCCGUGUACUCCUCUCAGAUGGGAGAUUCUUCACUGCUGUUUAAAUGGGAUUACAUGGAGGAAAUGCCAAAACCCAGAAACACCAUUAUUAGUCCUCUUAGAGAGAUUAGUUUGUGUACAUAAUUUUUAAAAUAUUGUAUUUCACAGUGAAAGAGAUUUUUAUACUUUGAGCUUAAAUGCCCACCAAGUGGGUAUACACUUUUUUCUUCAGUCUAGUUUUAAGGUUUUUUAGUUUUAACAAUAAAGUAUUAACAGAAUGUUUAAUAUGUUACCUUUUUAUUUGUGUAUGUGUGCUACAUACUACAACUAUUUCUGUUUAUUUAUAACAUAUUUAUUUUUGUUAAUAUGCUGCGCAUGUAUCUAACUUAUAUUGUACGUUUAUAAGUAGGCUAAUGAUAUUUGAUGCUUGUUUACCUUUUGUAGAGUGAGACAAUUAUGUCAAAAAACCUGAUAACGUGUGCAAUUGUGAAUUUAGAUUUUUAUAACAUAUGUAGAUCUAUAAUGUUUAUUAAAAGUAAAUAUGCAGGGUAAUGUAGAAAAAUGUGUGAUUUUAUAAUUUCCAGCCUUGAGCAAUCUGUUUUUCUUUCUUAAGCUGUAAACUUUGCUGUUGUUUAUCAUUUGUAAUGAUUUAAUAUAAAGCAGGUGUGUGGUAAGAAAAUAAAACCUACUGGAAAACUUCA